Molecule: messenger RNA, 5776 nt
Organism: Marmota monax (woodchuck)
Lineage: Eukaryota; Metazoa; Chordata; Mammalia; Rodentia; Sciuridae
Gene: Nxph2
Product: neurexophilin 2
Exons: 2
Coding region: 575-1369 (264 amino acids)
Molecular function (GO): signaling receptor binding
Source: RefSeq, a predicted model, not a curated record
CCCCACCCCCUCAGAUUUCCCAGCCAAAGCAAAAGCCAGUCAGUGAGCAGGGUGCUUUGUACAGCCAAGGCACCCGGACUGGCCACUCUUCUGGGCGGGGACAGAAAGAGGCACCCGACCUCUCGGGGUGCACCCGGCUAGGCAGCCACCUGGCAGGGCCGGAUCCUGAGAAUAGCUUUCCGUUUGAACCUGGGACCAAGACUCCGGAGACGCUGCCUCUAGCCCUUGGGCACCCCCUGAGGUCACCCGGACCCCAACCAAGCGCGAGUACCGAGCGCGGCUGGAACUCCGCACAGCUUGCGGAAGCUCAGCGGCCCGACACGCUCUUUUCUGGCCCCCUCCUUGGAGGGGCGCGCGGGGGCCUGAAGAGGCACCUCCCGCCCGCCUGCCUACCCUCCCCUUUUUCCUCGCCCGCCCACCCGGCCUGCGCUGCGCGGCUCAGCGCUGCGCUCGGAUUCCAGGAGGGAAGUGCGGCGCUCAGUCCCUGGCGUCCUCAGUCCUGCCCCCAGAAGUGGAGAUGAGCGAGAGACAGGCGAGGGCGCGCAGCUCCUGAGACGCCGCGCUAGCCGGCACCAUGCGCCUGAGGCCGCUGCCCCUCGUCGUGGUCCCGGGCUUACUGCAGCUGCUAUUCUGUGAUGGUAAAGAGGCGGUGCAUGCCUCAGAAGGUCUGGACUGGGAAGACAAAGAUGCCCCAGGGACAUUGGUUGGAAACGUGGUGCACUCAAGGAUCAUCAGUCCUCUGCGCCUGUUUGUUAAACAGUCUCCAGUGCCCAAGCCAGGUCCCAUGGCAUAUGCAGACAGCAUGGAAAACUUUUGGGAUUGGCUGGCCAAUAUCACAGAGGCUCAGGAGCCAUUAGCAAGAACUAAGCGGAGGCCAAUAGUGAAAACGGGAAAAUUUAAGAAAAUGUUUGGAUGGGGUGACUUUCAUUCCAACAUUAAAACUGUCAAACUCAACCUUCUCAUCACAGGGAAAAUUGUCGACCAUGGAAAUGGAACCUUCAGUGUUUAUUUCCGGCAUAAUUCAACAGGCCUGGGCAAUGUUUCAGUGAGCUUGGUACCUCCUUCCAAAGUGGUGGAAUUUGAAGUUUCCCCCCAGUCGACCUUAGAGACCAAGGAAUCCAAAUCUUUCAAUUGUCGCAUUGAGUAUGAAAAAACAGACCGGUCAAAGAAGACCGCCCUGUGCAACUUUGACCCGUCCAAGAUUUGCUACCAGGAGCAGACUCAGAGCCAUGUGUCUUGGUUAUGCUCCAAGCCCUUCAAGGUCAUUUGCAUUUACAUUGCCUUUUACAGUGUUGAUUAUAAACUUGUGCAGAAGGUCUGUCCUGACUACAAUUAUCAUAGCGAGACCCCAUACUUAUCUUCUGGCUGAAUCUGUCCACAGUGAUAGAAAUGAGAGACUCAUGUAUAUUUAAUUAGAAUGAACAAGAAACAAGCCCAGCUUUUCAUGGUACAGGAUCCCUUUUGUUUCUGUCAGUGAACCAUAGUUUCCUAUCACGUUUUCAAAUUAAAAGAAAAAGAAACAUACUCCAAGGUGAAAUGUGUUUGUUUCUAUCAUAAGUACCUUUAUCUAAAGAGUCAAACUGUUUAUGAAAACCAUCCCUUUCAUGUGAGAUGGCUAAGAUCUAGAAAUAUUGUUUCUGUAAAAGCAGCAUCAAAGGUAGCCGCGUGGGGAAAGGAAGGAAGCCAAUUUCACAUGUGAUAGACAUUGCUCUUGAAAUGAGCCUGCCUUUGAAAUAUGUUUUGGAAAGUUACCUCAAAUUCGGUAAAGAUUUAGUAAAAUACCUGAAAAGAUGGUAUUUGAUAGAUGAAUUGUGUUUCUGAUAUGGAUUGCUUUUUUUUAAAUUGCUAUCUCUUUCCCCACAUUGGUGCCAGUAGUGAUAAGAGAGAUGAAGGGGUAAAAUUUGUUUCAAAACCCGUGUGUAAAGUUACGGUGCCACAGAGGAGCAACCUGAGCAGUUCAGUGGAAUGUGAUUCAGCAUCUACCUAACCCGGUGUUGGUCACCACCUUUAUGAUUCUCAUCUGAGUAAUAAUACUGGUGUACUGGAAAGCAAAUUGGGUACGUCCACUCAACAAUAAUGAAGACCAUGAUGUUUAUAGAGUCUUUUACCAAUGUUAAUGCUGCGACAUUAUCAGAAGCGACAUAAAAUUUGUAGUCAUCCUAAGAGCUUAUUCCCUCAUUCUACUCAUUUAAUGGUGUGAUUUAAUUAUCUACAUAUGUAGAACAACUCUGAAAUUGAGCAAAAAUGGUUGAUUCCUUAGACUGGAAUGGGAAAAAUAAAAAUGAAAGCUGAAGGAAGGAAUUCCAGGACUGUGAGUUCAUAAUCUCUAGCCUCUCAGAUUAAGUUCUCCUUUUUAUUUAGUUAAUUUUUAGGAAGAAGGAAGAAACUGUGGUAAUAAUGAGUUAUAUUUGAACAUUUCUAAUUAUUAAGCGCUGAUAUCCAAGAUACCUGGCUCACUUGGCUUUUGAAAUUACUUCCAAAUUAAUGUCACUUCACAACCAGUGCCCUUCUCUAAUUCCCUGAGGGGACAGUGGCAACCUGUAAGGUAGAACUGGAUGAUCACUGGAUUAGCACAGAAAGAGGAUCUGCUUGGCAAGGAAAGAGACUUCUAGAGCUCGGGCUUGUGGAAUGGUUUGCUAUUUACAAGAGAUGUUAACUUCUUUCCCCCCUUCUUAUCUGUAAAAUAUCAAUUAACGUAAAACAUUCAAUUGUGGACUAAAGGAAGAUAAGUCCUAACUGACAAAAAUGCCCUUACCACACUGUUCAGAAAGCCAACAACAGCUCUGUUCUAUAUUUUUACAUCUCCAUUCUCUUCCUGUGUGAUAUCUGCACAGUGUUCGAUUUUGUCUUUUGUAAAAAUUGUACUAGGCUUAGUGUGUGGUAGUACAGGCUUGAAGUUUUUGCUCUGAGUUCAUCAGGUGCUUUUGUAAUUUUGUGGUCGGUAAGUAAUAUUUUGCAGCAUCUUUUUAUUUUCAUCUAGAAACAAGAGUAGAAUACUAUUUAUUGUAAAGUACAUGGGAACCAUAUAUGUAUAUAUACUUAGAAUUUUCUGUGUACAGAGAAAGUGUGUGUACACAUUUCUAUGUAAAUAAAAAGAAUUUGCUAGAUCUCUCACAUGAUUUCAGGGUGGUUAUAUUUUAAAGAGUCUUUGUUCUUGCUUCUUCUCCAUGAUUUUCUCUCUCUCUCUCUCUCUCUCUCUCUGUGUGUGUGUGUGUGUGUGUGUGUGUGUGUAAUAUCAGUUGAACAGUAACAUUUUCCUAAUGUACAUUUUAAAUAGGGCAUCUCGGCUGUAGAGAUUAUAGAGUAAAAGAAUAAUUCACAUAGAGCAUAUGGUACAGAGCCUGACACUUAGUAAGGAACUAUAAAUGUGAUUGUAAUUACUACAACAUCAAAUGAGAUUUAAAGCUAUUUGAUGUUCCAAAGUUGAGAGAUAUAAACAUUAUUUCCAUGCAAAGGAAAAAUACCUCUGUAAAUUGAUUUAUACAAUCUGUGGAUUUUAGUUGGGUUUAUGAAAUUUUUUUUAAAGUUUCCCACAGGCAUAUUUUUAAAUUGGAGUAGAACAUAUGCCACAUGUAUUUCUAAGUCAUAAUUUCAUUUCCAAGCCUACGUAAUUGUCAGUGAUGGCGCUUGGCGCAGUAUAAAUCAGAUCCUAUUUAAACAUGCAAAUGCACACAUUUCUGCAAAGCCGGUCUUGCCUUUUAGUACUGCAGAUGAGGAAAAGGACACUUGGUUUUAGUAUAAGCUAAUUUUGCACCCAGUCAUAAAUUCUUCAAAAAUUAAGAAACACAAGUUUUUAGAAUUUACGAUUAAACUAAUGGGCAUAUAGAAACUAAAUAAAUAAAAGUGGUUAGUCCAAUGUCAACAAAGAGAAGAGUAAUAUUUUAAAGAGUGCACCUUAUACUGCUAUCACAAUCCCCUCAUUUGAAAUAAAGUUAUACCCAAGUCCUCAUUAAGGUAAAGAAUGCACCCAGUAGUGAAUGGCAAACCCAGCUGAAGUGCAUUUCUCCCGACUUCUAGUCCCAGGUCUUGUGUUCCAUCAGGAAGACAAAUUGAAGUAAGGAUUUCAGAUAACAAACAUAAUUACAGUGAGUUUAUAACAAUACAUUACCCCAAAACUAAAGAAAAACGAUUUGAAAUGGCCUUCCUCUAAAAUCUACAAGAUUGCAAUUUCCUUAAGAAUAAAAGAUUUUUACAAAUUGUAACUACAACCAUAGAAGAGUAAAGCUGAGAUAGAGGCAUUAAGGCAGGUGCAGUAGGUCAGGCCUUGUAAUCCCAAUGACUCCAGAGACUGAAGCAGGAGGAUGGCAAGUUAGAGGCCAGCCUAAGCAAUUCAGCAAGGCCCUAAGCAACUUAGCAAGGCUCUGUCUUAAAAUAAAAGAAAGGGAGUUAGGCAUGUAGCUGAGUGGUUAAAGUGCCCCUAGGUUCAAUCCCAAAUUCCAAAAAACUAAUUAAUAAAAAACUUAAAAGAUACAUUACAUCCAAAGAUCAGAGUCUUGGAAUAUUUUAGAGUUAUACCUGGUGAAGAAUUAAGAGCAAUAGAACACUACAUUUGGCAGAGUUUUCAGAUGGUUAUAGUACCUGAGAAACUAUUUUCAUGGAAAUUGGUAAGUUGUAUGAAAUAAUUAUUGAUUGCAUGAAGGACUGAUUUAACCUCAUAAAAAUAUUAAAUUAAUUGCCCAACGUGUAAAAUAGAGGAUAGAGUUAUAUAUAUUUUUAUUUGCAAUAAAACUAUAGUUAACCCAAAGUUAAUCAGAAAUUUUAAUGAAUGGAAACUUAAUAUGACCCAAUGUAAAAGACAAAUCACAGUAAAAUAAGCUCCUACUAGAGAUAUUUUUUCUUUUCUUUUAGUUUUUUUUUAUUAUUAUUUUUAUCUUCAGAAAGGUCUUCUAGAAGAUAUUCAAGGACCAUUUCAUAUUCACUGCAUACUGAGGUCUGGAACUCUGGGAACACAUCCCAUUCUGUUUUGCUUUAAUCUUCCUUUUUCUUAAUUCAAUUCAACUUCCUCCACAAAUAGUAUGUAAUCUAGGUCUGGGGAUGUGGCUCAAGAGGUGAUGCACUCGCCUGGCAUGCUCGAGGUGCUGGGUUCGAUCCUCAACACCACAUAAAAAUAAAAAAUAAAGAUAUUGUGUCCACCUAAAAAAAAUCUAGAGAAUAAAUAUUUUUUAAAAAAAUAGUAUGUAAUCUAUUCUCUAAAAGAAUGUCUCCUUCACAGCACCUGACAAAGUAUCUGGUUUGUAAUAGUGUAUUAAGAUUCUGCAGAGAAACAGAACCAAUAAGAUAUGUAUGGAUAUAUGAUAUUUAUUAUUUGAAUUAGCUCACACAGUUCUGGAGGCCGAGAAGUCCCAUGAUGUGCCACUGCAAGCUGGAGAGCUAGAAGAGCAGACAGUAUGAUUCGUCCAAGGCCAAAGGUGUAACCACUAGGAGCCCUCACGUCCAAGCAGAGGACACAUGAAUGUCUUUGCUCAGAAACAGCAAGAAAGUGAAUUUGUGUUUCCUCCACUUUUAUAUUCUAUCCAGCCCUCAAUGCGUUGUGUAAUGCCCACCAUAUUGGUUAGGGUAGAUUCUUACUCAGUUUACUGAUUCCAAUGCUAAUCACUUUCUGAAAUACCCUCAAAGAAACACCCAGAAUAAUGUUUUUCCAGCUAAACAUCAGAGUAUCCCAUGACUCAGUUUUGUUGACAGAUAAAAUUAACCAUCACAUGUAAAUUUUUGAUCAGCAUCUGUUAUUUGAUAUUUUCUUAGUCUCCAAUGUAAUAAAAUGUUUACUCAAGACCCA